GUACCCAAAGUGUGUGUGUUGGCGACCACAUCAGUAGUGCGAGCGAUUUGACAAGUGCAAUGUUCCAAAGUCCACGACUUGUCCCUUUCUCUGCAAGAUACAACGCAACAUUAUUCACCCGUCCGCUCGCCUCAACCCGUCAUUCGACAACUACUGCGGUCAAUACAUCUCCUCGGCCGACGGCAAGGAUCGUUGAUCAUGGGUGAGAAAUGUGAUCAUCAGCAGCAGCAUCAACAGUUCCAAUACCGAGACGGGACGCUCUUCUGCGAAGAACUGAGCCUCAUCGAUCUCGCCGAACAGCUGCGGAACAGCGGAUGCCUCCACGAGUCCGAGGCUCCGGAAGAUGUCACCGACCUGGUGUUCGAGGAGGACCUCUCUCCCCCCACGCACGAGGGCUGCCCCCCACUCGAUCAGGAGUCCCUUGAGAGCGGCCGUGCGGCCGAUUGCCCCGACAGCCGCCAGUCGUCCGCAUCGUUCAGAGCUCCUUGCACGCCGUUUUUCGUCUACAGCCGCGCGCAAAUCGUGGAGAACGUGCGCGCCUACCAGCGAGCGCUGAGCGCCAGCGGAUUUCGAGCGACCCUCAACUACUCGGUGAAGGCCAACGGAAACCCGCAUCUGCUCAAGGUCAUAAGCUCCCUGGGCUGUGGAGCCACGGCCGUGAGCGGCAACGAGAUCCGCCUGGCGCUGCUGUCGGGGUUCGAGCCACGGCGCAUCCUGCUCAACGGCAACGGCAAGAGGCGCGACGAGAUCGCCUUCGCCGUCGCCCGCGGCUGCUCGCUCAACGUCGACUCGCUGUUCGACGCGCGCAGAAUCGGUGACGUGGCCUCCUCGGUGACGGGCCCCGCGCCGCGCGUGCCCGUGCUGGUGCGAGUCAACCCGGACGUGGACCCCAGCGUCCACCCGUACGUCGCCACGGGCCUCGCCUCGUCCAAGUUCGGCGUGUCACGCGGCCCGUCUUUCGACGCCCUCCUCGACGCGGUGAGGACCAACCCGCGCCUGGAGCUCUGCGGCCUCCACUGCCACCUCGGCUCCACCGUGAGGGACCUGGGGGCCUUCAGGGCGGCGGUGGCCUUCGUGGCGCGUACGGCGACGGAGCUGCGCUCGGGGGGCGCUUUCCCGGCGCUGCGGGUGCUGAACUUCGGCGGCGGGCUGGACAUCGACUACCGACGCGACGGGACGAGCGCCGCACCGUCGCCCGACGAGCUGGUGGCGGCCGUGCGCGACGAGCUGCGUCUCUCGUGGCAGGGCGCUCCGGAGGACGUGGAGGUGGUGCUGGAGCCGGGCCGAUCCAUCGUGGGCGACGCCGCCGUGCUGGUGACGGAGGUGCUGGGCGUGAAAUCCGCCAGAGACAAGGAGUUCCUUGUUGUGGAUGCGGCGAUGACCGACGUGAUGCGGCCCAGCCUGUACGGGGCGCAUCACCAUGCGCAGCUUGUGCAGGACCCCCCGGGAGAGCCGAGCUACGCCAUCUUCGACGUGGUCGGCCCCGUGUGCGAGUCGGCCGACUUCCUCGCUCGGGACCGGCGCCUGCCGCGGCCUGACCUGGCACCGGGACCCGGUGGCGCCCGGCCGCAGCCGCCGCAGCCGCCGCUGCUGCUGGCGCUCUUCGACGUGGGCGCCUACUGCUCGUCCAUGGCCUCCAACUACAACGCGCGCACCCGCGCCGCCGAGCUGCUGGUGAGCGGAGCGCGCUGGAGGGUCGUGCGGCGCGCCGACUCGUUCCGCGACCUCGUCACUCCGUUCUCGGGGCUGCAGGGAUGCGGGGGGCUCCGGUCGUGAAAGCCGCAUCCCACCACCAAGUCGGCUAGUGGGACUACGUGCGCGCACGGGCCAACUUGACGCGGUCAUCAGAUUUUGUUGCCGCUGUCGCCGUUGUCUUCGCUGUCAUCAGCAGCGGCAUCAUCUUCGAUGGCGUCGUCAUUCUCGUCAUGAAUGGUGGGGUGGUGUCUGUGCAGUUUC
Molecule: messenger RNA, 1956 nt
Organism: Lethenteron reissneri (Far Eastern brook lamprey)
Lineage: Eukaryota; Metazoa; Chordata; Hyperoartia; Petromyzontiformes; Petromyzontidae
Molecular function (GO): diaminopimelate decarboxylase activity
Source: RefSeq, a predicted model, not a curated record